AGUUGCCGAAAUGAGGUGGGCGUGGCUUGCAAUAUCCAAUGAUAGGAGGCUCCUAAAGGAAGAGGGCGGUACCCGGUGAAAUGAUUGUCCAAUGAAUAUCACUAACGCCACAGACACCAAGGCAGCGCCGCGGCUGUGGGGACGAUGGAGAAUUUCACGGCGCUAUUCGGAGCUCAAGCUGACCCACCACCGCCUCCAACUGCACUCGGCUUCGGACCAGGAAAACCUCCACCUCCACCUCCACCUCCUCCGGGCGGGGGACCCGGCACGGCCCCGCCUUCAUCCGCGGCCACCGCCCCUUCGGGUGCAGACAAGUCAGCGGCUGGUUGUGGCCCCUUUUACCUAAUGAGGGAACUGCCAGGUAGUACAGAGCUGACAGGCAGCACCAAUCUGAUCACACAUUACAACUUGGAACAUGACUAUAAUAAAUUCUGUGGAAAGAAGGUGAAGGAGAAGCUAAGUAAUUUCCUGCCUGACUUGCCAGGGAUGAUUGAUCUGCCUGGUUCCCAUGAUAACAGCAGCCUCCGUUCCCUCAUUGAGAAGCCACCUAUUCUUGGUGGCUCUUUUAAUCCUAUCACAGGGACCAUGCUCUCUGGCUUCCGCCUCCAUACUGGCCCGUUGCCCGAGCAGUGUCGUCUGAUGCACAUUCAGCCUCCCAAGAAGAAGAAUAAACACAAACACAAACAGAGCCGUACCCAGGAUCCUGUCCCCCCAGAAACACCAUCUGAUUCGGAUCACAAAAAGAAGAAAAAGAAAAAAGAAGAGGAUCCUGAUAGGAAAAGGAAGAAGAAAGAAAAGAAGAAAAAGAAGAACCGACAUAGUCCAGACCAUCCAGGUAUGGGCAGCUCCCAGGCCAGCAGCAGCAGCAGCCUCCGUUAACAGAAUCACUGGACUCUGGCUUUUCCUGCAGUACUGAAUCUGCUAACAAAAGCUAUCUUCCAGGCUCUUGGGAUGCUGCUUUGAGAGCAUCCAGCAGUGUGGACAGAGACCAGCUCCUGCUGUACUUUAUUAAGAAUAAUACAUUAGAAGAGAGAAGGGCAUGUAAGGCUCAGCCCUGUUGGCUUUCUCAUGGACAUCUCUUCCUCUCCCAGGAAGCUUCCUAUUUCUUUUCUCUCCUGUGCAAUUUGUCUGAUUUCAGGACUUGGUUUGUUAGGAUUUUUCGUAAAAAAAAAAAAAAAAAAAAAAAAAAAAAUUUUUUUAAUUUAU
Ictidomys tridecemlineatus (thirteen-lined ground squirrel) is the source of this 1206-nucleotide messenger RNA. It is a transcript of the gene Med19, whose product is annotated as mediator complex subunit 19. Lineage: Eukaryota; Metazoa; Chordata; Mammalia; Rodentia; Sciuridae. The record is from RefSeq and is a predicted model, not a curated record. Gene Ontology annotation, molecular function: transcription coregulator activity; transcription factor binding. Gene Ontology annotation, biological process: positive regulation of transcription by RNA polymerase II. Gene Ontology annotation, cellular component: mediator complex.